AUGGAAAGCAAACGGAAAGGAGAUCGCCUUUACGUGCAACAUGUUGUGGAUGCUAUUGUGAAUUUCGUCUAUACUUGUACAACCGGCUUCUUGGUCUAUGUUUUGUUGUCUAAUACCUACAAGUCACGUAUGGUAGCACUUCGCGGUGUUGCCAUUGCGCCAAAACUGAAAUGGGAUGUGCUUGAAGUUGUGGCAAUCAUAUCGGCUGCCCUAGGCUUUGAGUACCUUAUUAUCCGGUUCGCCUUGUGGUUAAAGAGUAGGCAGUCCGACUCUCUGGCGCAAAGCUUACCGGUUGAUGGAAGUGAGGAAGAAAAGCGUCUAAGUGAGGAAGAAAAGCGUUCAAGUGAGGAAGAAAAGCGUUCAAGUGAGGCAAAAGAAGCAGAUGCCCUAUGUUAA
This is a messenger RNA of Candidozyma pseudohaemuli, 396 nucleotides long. RefSeq lists its product as uncharacterized. The record is from RefSeq and is a predicted model, not a curated record. Lineage: Eukaryota; Fungi; Ascomycota; Pichiomycetes; Serinales; Metschnikowiaceae. Bases 1 to 396 code for a protein of 131 amino acids. The transcript has a single exon.